This is a messenger RNA of Owenia fusiformis, 869 nucleotides long. The record is from the annotation of a GenBank genome assembly. NCBI's taxonomy places the organism in Eukaryota, Metazoa, Annelida, Polychaeta, Sabellida, Oweniidae.
CGUAGUUUUGUAUGGGACCCGACACUCAUUGUGUCACAGAUAAUCUCAAUGCAGUGCAUCUUUUAUGGACUUUUAGGAUUUUGGAUUUGUAUCAUGGACUUCAUUGCUGGAGCUGAUAAAUCAUUAGAUCAGAUGUUUAAAUACCAGGAGCUGCAGUUUAAGGGGUUGAGUGGGAGGCUUCUUGUAGGUGCUUAUGCACUUAAUGCAUUAACAUGUGCAUUGGGACUAUGGUAUAUAGUAAAAAGGACAAAACAGUGUUUGGACUUCACUGCAACAGUACAUUUCUUUCAUCUUCUAAUAUGUUGGUGCUAUAACCUUGCCUUCCCACAAACUCUAACAUGGUGGCUAGUCAAUUUAAUAUGCGUGGCGAUUAUGACUGUAGUCGGAGAGUACCUCUGCAUGAGGACUGAAAUGAAAGCCAUACCUCUAAGUCUGGGGGUGAAAACAGAUCUUUAGAGUUAGCUCGAUUCACCGGUAAUCAGCACCAUUUCGUAAAAUUGCCUGUAAAUCCAUGUGGAUAUCUCAGUGGUUACAAAUACUAAGGAAUGGAUUAUAAGAUAUGUGCAUCUACAGCGAUUCUUCAGUUAUGUCCAGAUUAAUUAGUAGGCUCUCAUUAGUUCAAUUGGAUAUGAGGGUAUUUGUCUCAGACAAGAAUAUGCCUGAAGAGUACCCCUAUCUGCAGCAAUCAAUUGUACCUGGAAAGUCAAACUCAACUGUAGCUUAGUCCAGCAUUUACCCAUAGCAUGUAAACAUUAUUUAUCAAAAACAUGUAGCAAAUGUUCAGUCUGGUAGUACAUAUUGCAGAGUCUUCUUGAAUUGAAGAAGAGAUUGGAAAAUAGAUGUCCCUUAACAGGGGUUUCACUAGAAUU